AUGGGUCAAAGCCUGCUGUUCAAAUGGGAAGACUCCCAGGCGCUCAAACACCACUGUGGAUUCUGCGAGCGUCCCCUAAACCAUCCAGGCGCGAGGGUAUCUUGCUUUGGAAAGCAUAGCGAGCCGUGUGCGCGCUUCCAUCAGGCUAUGUUCAUGCGGCUUCGCGGCCAUACUUGCCAAUACUGCCUAUCAAUCGACGAGGCUCAUUACAAAAGACACCAAGACAUUGCCGAGCAGCUGCGCGCCCUGUACGAGAGUUGCAGUGAGGUCGAUUGGAAUAUCGUGCCGUCUGAACCAGACACCGCGUUGAGGGGAAGACGGAGAGAGUUUGACCGCAAUGCCGACUCGAGUGUCGAAGUUGAACAUAGAGUCAUUGGGGACACGCUAUCGUCAAAGCGUGAGAGGAAGGAGGCGAAGCGCUUGGCGAGAGCGGCGAGUAGGCCAAGAGUAAUCACCCAGGAAGAGAUACGAUAUGUCGACUCAGUUAUUCAUUCGGCGGAUGGAAUUACUAGCAAUGAUACUGACGGGCCGCGCAAUGCCGAAGAGCUUGAUGAAAUUGAGAGGCAACUUCGUUACCAUGCACAUAUAUACAACACACGUAGAAGCCGAGAUGGGCUUAAGAAGCUCGCAGAUGUUCCCAGCGACACGUCAGAUGUGGACUUCGACGCCGAGAUGGAUCGCAUUCUGGACGUUUUCCGCAUCAUCGAGCUACUCAAACGUAACACAAACACCAGAGGCCUCCAAGGCAAGGAACUCAGAAAAUUCCUAACACUUGUGGACGGCUUCAAGCGGGCCGUGGUCGAGGACAUUGUGCUGGUCAAGAAAGAUACUGCUGAGGUGCGCAUGCGGCGAGCCGGCUAUCUGAGGUACAUUCAUAGAACCUCGUAUGAUAUUUUGGAGGACAGAUAUUCAGAUAAAAACUGGAAGACGGGCGAGAAAAUCACGCCAGGAGCAAGCAGUUCCAGUAGCUUCGAGAUGAUAGUAGAGGAGCUGGAUCCAUUGCCAAGUGACGAGCAAGAAAACCAGUCUUCGACGCCCCCUUGGGUACAAGACGGUCCUGAUCGAAGGCACCUAGAGACUACACAUCCACGUGUACAUGAUGAAAACGGAAUCCAAGAAGCAACUAGCGAGUCUUACGAAAACACACCAUCACAUCUGCCACCAGAUCCAGCUCCAAGCCGAGGGCCUGUCUCGCUGAGAGUGGUGAAUACCAAGAUAUUAGAGCGACCCACAGGUCCCACGUCAUCCAGUAAGAAGGAGAAGGCUACACAAUUGACAACGGACGGCUGGAAUGUUGUAACCAAUGGCAGCUCGCCGAGAGUGCAUGUUCCUAAAUUGCGUGUCUGGGGUAAUAUCCCAGUCCAGCAGUCCCGAGUGACUCCGACUCCUCGGCAUAUCGACACUCCUGAGUCGUUGGACCAGUCUUCUGCUAUAAACACCUCAUCGAUUGGGUCCCCUGAAAUGGCGCCAGCAGUCAAAGAUCUUCCAAUCAAUACUACGAAAGAACCCGAGAGUUUUGUCGCAGAGCAAGAAGGAAUAGCCAACGCACAUCCGAUCGUCUCGCAGAAGAAGAAAUCAAAGAAGCUGCGCGAGGCAAAGCGCAAGGUUAAGAAGACAUCUGACCCAGAGGAGUCUACGGGUGUUUUGAUUGCUGACGACGGAUCUGAUGGCCAACAUAGCAGAGCAACAAAUGCACCACUCGGCGAUGCGGUUUUAGGACUGGAAACUGAAAACCAAAUUUCGGACAUGGAAGAUGAUGAAGUAGCACCUUUGAGUCAAGAAGAUGACCCCAACGGUGAGGCAUCAACGGCCGCAACCCCCAACAAAGAAUAUGUUGGGGCAUCGGUCAUUUCUCCUCCCUCUCCUGCCCCAACUACAUCGCAUGGCAAGCAAAUUCACUGGAUGAAUUUCGUACGUCACUUCACCGUUGAUCAGCUCACAAACCCCUUUCUACCACUGUGGAGUGGUUGUACAUAUGCAUCUUGGUGCGCCUUUGAAAAGAAUGGUGUCCCAGACUGUCCAUUCCACCAACCACACUGCGCCUGUGCCGACCCUACGGCGGACCAGUGUUAUCUAGUCAUGCCUAGUGAUGAGCCAUGCUCAACUGGGCCAUACAACCGUCUUCGUGGUGAGAAACUACUAGCACAGUACGAGGAAGAUGAUAGAACCAAGGGCCGUUUGAUGCUCGUGGACAAUGAUAUGGUUGAGUACCUUGUCGAAGGCCAAUCGAGCAGAGCUAUGUGUUACGACCUGGGUCUUGUACCGCCGCGUCUUGCAAAGGAGUACGCGGAAUUUGCCGACGGUUUCGAACCUGGGUCACUCAUGGAGCAGGAACGCCGAUUUGAGCGCCUCAAGUGUAGGAACGCGCUCAUGAAGCAACAGCUUACGUACAAGACGCUACGGGAGAUUCAGUGUGGAAAAAUCGAGCGAGAGGGUGCCCAAUACUUCUGCUAUUGCCGUACCACGGUGCCCCAGGAGUUGACCCCAUCUCUGCUUAAAGACCUCGUCGCCUGCUCCUAUCGGGAUUGCCCAAUGCGCUAUUUUCACAAGUCCUGUAUCAAGAAGCUGGGUGUGGAUAAAGCCUCGCGCUGGUACUGCACAUCAUGUGAGAAGGAGAUGCGGAUCCAGGCCAAUCGGAUGCUACGAAAGCUGGGCUACACGGAUAUUUCAGAUGAUUCUUCUUGCGACCACUCUCAUGCUUCGGGUUUUGACGAGUUACGAGGCCUGGCCGAUGAGAAGGUCGACCAUCUUUUGCGGCUACCCAAGAAAAUCUUGACGGAGCUAGCGUCGCAUAAGCUACGAAAUCAAAUGAAGGAUUCUGAAGAGCUUACGGCUAUGCCAUAG
Molecule: messenger RNA, 2844 nt
Organism: Exserohilum turcica Et28A
Lineage: Eukaryota; Fungi; Ascomycota; Dothideomycetes; Pleosporales; Pleosporaceae
Exons: 6
Coding region: 1-2844 (947 amino acids)
Source: RefSeq, a predicted model, not a curated record